AUGUUAUUACCAUAUGACCCUUAUACGGAUCUUCUAUUUAGAGGAAUCAAGCCACUUUCUACUAUACAUGUCUUCCACUUGCUACCUCGCUUUGUGAUACUUUUCAAAGCCAAGUUUACCGAGGGCGUGUUCCGCAACUUUGCCUUGACUUUGGACUUUGGCAAGAACUUGACCCAGGUGUACUACUCCCAAGGAAACGCCCCUCUCGUCGCUCAAGGUCAGCCCAUUGAGAACGAUAUCUCAGGACAAGGACAAUUCCACUUUGGCGUUUUGAAGAAGUCGAUCAACGGCACCGGCGAUCUGACUAAGUCCGGUUUCCACGAGUCCGGAAUCAACGAGGGCAUCGUUUUCGGUUCGAUCUUUGAGGAGGACAGUGUCGAUGGAUGUGUGACGUUGUCUCUCUGA
Colletotrichum phormii is the source of this 405-nucleotide messenger RNA. RefSeq lists its product as uncharacterized. The transcript has 4 exons. Bases 1 to 405 code for a protein of 134 amino acids. NCBI's taxonomy places the organism in Eukaryota, Fungi, Ascomycota, Sordariomycetes, Glomerellales, Glomerellaceae. The record is from RefSeq and is a predicted model, not a curated record.